AUGGAUGAGGCUAUUCAGGAUUUGAGAAGGAGACCUGUCGACCACCGAUCUCCAACUCAUAAGGAGGAAGUAAAGGGGAAGUUGAGUUCAGCACCGUUAUUAGAAUCCUGCUGUUCCCUGAGAACUCCUGUGCCAAGAAGGAUACAAACGGUCGCAGUAGCAUGGUAUGUCUCAGCAUUGGCAAUCAUCUUAACCUGCUUUCUUUACUCUUUAGCCAAUCCUUUCCUAUGGAUUUUCUCGAUCCCCUAUACCAUCUUCUUCAUGUUUGACAGAACUCCUGGUAAUGGGAACGUAAUGUCAAGGGUUUCACCGUGGUUUAGAUCUUUACCAAUUUGGAGACGUUACUGUGAGUAUUUCCCUAUUUCUUUAGUCAAGACUGCAAAUUUAGAACCUACAUUCACACCACGAGAGAGCAAAGGAGAACGAUCACCAUCAUCUGGAAGUAAAUGGUUUUGGAGAAAAUGGUUUAACUCCAACGACCAAUUACAACGUACCGGUCCCCGCUAUAUCUUUGGAUACCAUCCUCAUGGUGUCGGAUGUCUAGGCGCCUUUGGCGUCUUCGGCACCGAAGGUUGUAAUUGGUCAAAAUUGUUCCCUGGUAUACCCGUCUCACUACUCACUUUGGUUAAUCAAUUUCAAAUGCCAGUUUACAGAGAUUAUUUGAUGGCCUUGGGAGUUAGUGCAGUUUCAAGAAAAAACUCAUUAAAGACUCUAGAAAGAGACCAUUCCAUUUGUAUUGUAGUUGGAGGUGCUCGUGAAUCAUUGCUCCAAGGUGUAAAUACCGUUGAUUUGAUCUUAAACAGAAGAAAGGGCUUCAUAAGAUUGGCAUUGGAGGCUGGUAAUGUUUGUCUAGUCCCAACAUUUGCAUUUGGUGAAGCCAACUGUUAUAAUAUUAUUCAACCUAAAAAUGGUUCUUUUUGGAAAAAGUUCCAACUCUGGCUGAAGAACAAUGUUGGCUUCACCGUCCCACUCUUCUACGCUCGUGGUCUGUUCAACUAUGAUUUUGGAUUCUUACCUUACAGAACACCGGUAACUGUGGUUGUCGGUAAACCUAUCUUUGUGGAAAAAAGAAGAGAAACACCAACUGAUGAAGAGCUGGACUACUACCAUGGUAUCUAUAUCCAAGAAUUGAAGAAAAUCUUCUACGAGAAUAGAGAUAAAUACGGGUUUUCUGAUGUUGAAUUAAGGAUUGUCGGUUAG
Molecule: messenger RNA, 1200 nt
Organism: Zygosaccharomyces rouxii
Lineage: Eukaryota; Fungi; Ascomycota; Saccharomycetes; Saccharomycetales; Saccharomycetaceae
Gene: DGA1
Product: diacylglycerol O-acyltransferase
Exons: 1
Coding region: 1-1200 (399 amino acids)
Biological process (GO): triglyceride biosynthetic process
Cellular component (GO): endoplasmic reticulum membrane
Molecular function (GO): diacylglycerol O-acyltransferase activity
Source: RefSeq, a predicted model, not a curated record